AUGAAGAAGAGAACUGGCUGGUGGGGCAGCAGCAUGAGGUCUGUGGUGGGCUUCCUGUCACAGCAGGGCUUGCGAGAUGAAAAGCCCAGUGCCCCAGCAAAGCAUGCUGGUACCUACAUUGGAGAAGAUAACUAUGACUACCCACAGAUCAAAGUGGAUGAUCUCUCUCCCUCACCAGCCUCCUCCCCAGAACGUAGUGCCUCCAACAUGGAGAUUCACCCCAGAUGGGCAUCCCCAUCUUCUGACAUGGAGUCAGUUGAGUGGAAAAUCUACAGAGCUUACAAAUGGCUCCACUACUCCUACAUCUCCUAUUCAACUGGUAAAGAUGAAGAGACUUCCUUAGGGGUUGGGAAGACAGAUGAGGGAAAACCUGGGACAAGUGAGAAAAGCAACCCUACCCCUUCUUCCAGUAAAAGUGGUUUGAGUGUAGCUUCUCCCCAAGGCAACCAGGAUCUUCCCUCUGAAGGCCAAGGCAGGAAAGCUUUGAAAGAAAGCAGUCCUACCACAAAUUCUAGUAAUGGCCAAGGCUGUGAUCGUGACAACCACCCGUGUUCAGAGGAACAAGAAGGCACAUCCCGGAACACCAAUAAUAGCAGCUCUAUUGAACACACUUUCAAGACCAAGAAGCUCAAUGGAAAAGCCCUCUGCAAAGCCUUGAGUGAGAGGUCUGAGGAGCAACCCUUGUCCACAGCUCCCAAAGGAUCCUGCCUGGCCCUCAGUAGUGGAUCCACUGGCUGUCCUAGGACCCAGACUGAUGACAGUGAAGAAAGGAACCUUGAAACUGUCUGCCCCAACCACAACAAUGGACACUUCCACCCUCAGCCCCUUCACCUCCACAACAAUGGACAGAAUUUUGGGAAGUCUGAGGCAGUCACCCACUUCCCAGGACACUCACAUGCUGACAGUGACAACGUGCUCCUGCCUGGGGCACUCUUGCACAAAGACUGUGAGGACCACAGCACUAGUACUAAAGAGGACCCAACCAAACCUCACUUGCCAGACAGCAGGAGCACCCAUGGACGAAGUGAACUCAAAAGGCACCAUGGGGAAUUGGAAGACACAGAUUCAGAGAAUUCCUGCUCAGAGAAGAAAUUAAAAACACGAUAAAUACAAGAGGGGAAAAAGAGCCUGCAGAAAGAACCCUUAUAAAAAAAAGAAAAAACAAGAAAAAAUCCUGUUUAGUAAACAC
Dromiciops gliroides (monito del monte) is the source of this 1189-nucleotide messenger RNA. Its product is annotated as DDB1- and CUL4-associated factor 5-like. The record is from RefSeq and is a predicted model, not a curated record. Lineage: Eukaryota; Metazoa; Chordata; Mammalia; Microbiotheria; Microbiotheriidae.